Messenger RNA from Botrytis cinerea B05.10, 1837 nucleotides. RefSeq lists its product as hypothetical. Gene Ontology annotation, biological process: protein phosphorylation; regulation of mitotic cell cycle. The record is from RefSeq and is a predicted model, not a curated record. The coding region runs from base 239 to 1651 and encodes 470 amino acids. The transcript has 2 exons. Gene Ontology annotation, molecular function: ATP binding; cyclin-dependent protein serine/threonine kinase activity. NCBI's taxonomy places the organism in Eukaryota, Fungi, Ascomycota, Leotiomycetes, Helotiales, Sclerotiniaceae. Gene Ontology annotation, cellular component: nucleus.
GGACCUUAUCUACCACUAUCGAAAAUCUUGUUGUAUCUAGAGGCCAAAAUAAAUUUUGGAACUUUCAUAAGAAGGACAUAUUUUAUUGCAUAUUUAGAAAGGGCAGUAUUGCGCGACCUCGAAAAAGAUUGACUCUUCAAGUUUGAGAGAACGGUUGUUGAAUCCCAGCGAGGGGCGUGUUCAGCUUCAAUUGUGUACUUCGCAGAAGGCUGGGGUUUACAACCAACAAGGUACAGCUAUGUCGACUCAAGCCAAGUCGCGCUGGGCAGAUGACGAAGAAGAUGCUGCGCUAGAUCUACAGCGCAAGCGCGAAAAGGAAGAGAAGAAAAGAUUGAAGGCAGAAAAACAGAGGAAGCUCGAUGAACAAGCUGCCGCUGCCGCUGCCGCAAAAUCCAAAGCUCAAGCUCCUCCUGAACAAGAAGCACCCACCGAAAGACCCUCCAAGCGUCGCCGCCUAUCACACUCUCCGGCGCCUGCUCAAAAGCUCGAUUUACCGCCUGCCAAACUACUGCGAUUUCCAGCACCCAAUUGGGGGAAAUGUCGCAGUGUGGAAGAUUAUGAUAAAUUGAAUGAUAUAGAAGAGGGAGCGUAUGGAUGGGUAUCACGCGCGAAAGAUAGUCGGACAGGGAAGGUCGUCGCGCUGAAACGAUUGAAGAUGGAGAAUGCCAAUGACGGGGUGCCAGUUACGGGCUUGAGGGAGAUACAAACGUUGAUGGACUGUGAUCAUGAGAACAUUGUGAGGCUUAGGGAAGUGGUUGUUGGGGAGGAUACAAGUAAGAUUGAGAAUAUAUUCCUCGUUCUCGACUUCCUUGAACACGACCUCAAAACUCUCCUCACAUCCCUCUCGGAACCUUUUCUCCCCUCCGAACUCAAGCUACUUCUCCAUCAACUCACGACAGGUGUUGCCUACCUUCACAACAACUACAUCCUCCACCGCGACUUGAAAACCUCCAACCUCCUCCUCUCCAAUCGAGGCGUCCUUAAAAUCGCCGAUUUUGGCAUGGCCCGCUACUGCGGCGAUCCAGCUCCAAAAAUGACCCAAUUAGUUGUUACCCUCUGGUACCGCAGUCCCGAGCUCUUACUCGGCGAAGAACGAUAUGGUAAAAGUGUGGAUAUGUGGAGCGUAGGUUGUAUAUUUGGCGAGCUACUCAGCAACGACGCCCUCCUCCCCGGAAAAAACGAAGUCGACCAACUAUCCAAGAUUUUCGAACUUCUCGGCCUCCCUACCGAAUCCAACUGGCCCACCUUCAAACGUCUCCCUAAUGCACGCUCGCUCCGACUUCCCAAGAAUCCCAAUCCCGCCACUCAAGGCUCAGUCCUGCGUUCCAAAUUCCCCUUUCUGACAUCAGCUGGAUCGUCUCUCCUCUCGUCUCUUCUUAGCUUAAAUCCUGCAAAAAGACCUUCUGCGCAAGAAGUUCUGGAACAUGAAUACUUCAAAGAAGAUCCGAAGAUGAAGAGUAAAGAUAUGUUUCCUACAUUUCCAAGUAAAGCGGGAUUGGAGAAGAAGAGGCGGAGAGGGACUCCGGAUGCUCCACAGAGAGGAGAGGCUCCUAAGGGCUUGGGGGGUGUAUUGGAUUUUAGUGGAGUAUUUGGGAGUGGAGGGGGAGAGGAGGUUGAGAAAGGAGCCGGAUUUAGUUUGAAGCUUAUUUGAGAGGAUUAAGCUAGCGAGCCACUCUAGGCGUGAGGGCCAGAAGAUAGGCUAGUGUAUAAUAUGGAUGUAUGUCCUGAGGGAAAUACGUGGAUAUACCAAUUUGUGCUCUGUACAUUCCAAGGAGGCAGGCUCUUGUAAUUUCGUAGAUGUAAACACACCGUGCACAAAUUCACAAAUAUAGAAUCA